ACUAAAAACCAAAACAAAGAAACUCCUUAUUUGUGCUCCUCUCGCAUCGCGCUCGAAACCAAGCUUUCUCAAGCUCGCUAAAAUUCCCAAGCUCUCCCUCUCUUCCGCUUCUGCCCCCGAGCCAUGGUUUACAUAGCUUCAUGGGAUGAAUUCGUCGAGCGUUCUGUCCAAUUGUUCCGUUCCGAUCCCACCUCCACGAGGUAUAACAUAAAGUAUCGACACUGCGAUGGGAAACUGGUUCUUAAAGUCACCGAUAACCGUGAGUGUCUUAAGUUCAAGACUGACCAGGCACAGGAUGCUAAGAAGAUGGAAAAGCUCAACAACAUAUUCUUCACUCUGAUGGCCCGGGGCCCUGAUGUGGAUAUAUCAGAAGUGACAGGCAAGGACCAGGUUGAUGCACAGCCAACCAAGAAGGGAAGGGGGAGGAAGCAAUGACUUCACAUUGGCUACUGCACGAAUAGGUUUCUCGUACUUCUCUAAACCCAUUGAUGAAUUAUAAUGUUUAUUUACUAAUUAUUUAGUUAAUCUUCUCGUCUUACUUUUUCCAGAAUAGAUUAUUUAAAGUCCUGGAGUAAACUGACCAUAUGUUGUCCCGUUUUUCUUAAAAAAUUUUGGUGUGCAGUUCAACUGUAAUACAUAGUUUUUCUUUAAACAUUUUCACAAGUUCCUCCUCAGUAUACUGAUUUGCUCCUAUGCUCUGUUAACUUCUUGUGCCAAUAAUUUAUUUUAGUUCAAAGUAAUUUAAGAACGUAAGCAUUAUGGGUUAACCUAAUGGUUAUUGGCACAAGCUGAAAAAGUUAAAAACACUUUGGAAGAAUGGUUGAGACUUCAUGGUGGUCAUCUGUGACACCACCUACUUUGGAUAUUAUAAUUCUACAAGUUACCUUACAACCAAAUCUUUCAAAGUUAGGUGGUUGUUUUUUGAGAUUGGUCCUAGUAUGGGUACGCUAGUCUAAUAGUAAUUUAAGAAAUGUAUAUUGGUGCACAGGUUUAUCCUUUAAAGAAUUCAUAAAUAUGGAUUGGUGGUUCUAUGAUAUAAAUUAACAUUAAUAAAAGAUUUCAAGAUUUUGUCAGUAAACAAGGAAAGGAUUUUCUUCUCUAUUCCAAAUAUCUAGACCCUUUUGGUUGUUCAUAUCUUUCAUUAUCUACCUCAAUAUAAAUCACAAUUUUGUAGUUAGUGUAUUCAUUAUUGUUGAGUAUAAGGCAAUUAUAUUCUAUUUGAUUAUCUAACUUCUAUUAGAAAACCAACUAUGGCCGAGUAUUUUAUUUGGUAGAUUGUUUGAAGUUGGCGAUCUUUGCUUUCUUGUGCCUCUUGGUUUCAGAUUUUGCACAUUGAACCACUAGGCAACCACUUGAAUGCUUGCAUAUGAGGAUGUUUCUUUCUCACUGCUCCCACCAUUACUAUUUUAGCUCUCUUCAAAUCUGCAUAGAAGACACCGUUAGUUGCUCUUAGGAUGUAUUUAUGUGAUUUGUUUCAUUUAAUGAAAUUUCACUCAUCAAAGCUCAAGUCUUUUCUUUAUGAUGGAGGAAGAUGGCUUGUUAUAGUUAUAGACAAGAGUGUAUAUGACAUUGCUUUAGGUGAACCGUUUUUUGCUUUAGUCAAGCCUCAGUAUGACAGCAAUUUUAAAUUAUUUUUAAUAUAGUAAAAUCUAUUUUAAGAUACUUGAAAA
Messenger RNA from Cucumis melo (muskmelon), 1670 nucleotides. RefSeq names its product signal recognition particle 9 kDa protein. The coding region runs from base 124 to 435 and encodes 103 amino acids. Gene Ontology annotation, cellular component: signal recognition particle, endoplasmic reticulum targeting. Lineage: Eukaryota; Viridiplantae; Streptophyta; Magnoliopsida; Cucurbitales; Cucurbitaceae. The record is from RefSeq and is a predicted model, not a curated record. The transcript has 4 exons. Gene Ontology annotation, molecular function: 7S RNA binding. Gene Ontology annotation, biological process: negative regulation of translational elongation; SRP-dependent cotranslational protein targeting to membrane.